GGGGUUAGAGAGGCGUUUGCACGCGAAGGAAACUUUUGAGGAGUCUUUUGAGGAGCAGCACAGCGGAGGGUCGUGUGAAGUGGGGGGGCCCGAGAGUCCUUGAACUCCAGGGCCUCCAUGAAUCUGGGAAGGGAAAACGGGGAUGGCCAAGGCGGCCAGACGUUUGUGGAGGUCCACAGCUCCCGACCUCUCUACUUUGGCGGCCCGGACACGGCACGGGUUCUGCGGCCGAAGCUGAGAACAGCCAGGGUGCCUGGGCCAGAGGGAGGGCCAGGGCCGGAGGAAGGAGUCAGGGGCCGCCGCCGCCCCGCCCGUCGGGCUGUCCGCCCCGCCCACCCCGAGCGAGGCGGAGCCGGCGCCCGGAGGAGCAGGAGGAGGAGGAGAGGUCGGAGCCGUCUCCAGGAGCCCUUAGAGACCGAGUCCCCGGCGGCGGCGGCGGGGGGAGCGCACCGGCAGGCGAGUAGGCACCGAACGGCGGGCGCAGAUUCAUUCUACCACUUCCAACCUGAAAACGGUGGGCCACAGGAAGUCUUUCUGGUUUCAGGUAAAAACAAUACCUGACAAUGUCGAGCAAAACAGCAAGCACCAACAACAUCGCCCAGGCAAGGAGAACUGUGCAGCAGUUGAGAAUGGAAGCCUCCAUUGAGAGAAUAAAGGUCUCAAAGGCAUCGGCGGACCUCAUGUCCUACUGUGAGGAGCACGCCAGGAGCGACCCUUUGCUGAUCGGGAUACCAACCUCAGAAAACCCUUUCAAGGAUAAAAAAACUUGCAUCAUCUUAUAGAGGAACACGGAAACCGUCCCUCGCCUCUUCUCAACAAAGCAAAUUAUGAGCAGCUCCUUGGAAGACAUUUACCUUCAGCUUAUUUGGUAACCACUGCUAAUAACUAAAAUACUCUAACUUGGAA
Acinonyx jubatus (cheetah) is the source of this 906-nucleotide messenger RNA. RefSeq names its product G protein subunit gamma 12 (gene GNG12). NCBI's taxonomy places the organism in Eukaryota, Metazoa, Chordata, Mammalia, Carnivora, Felidae. Gene Ontology annotation, biological process: G protein-coupled receptor signaling pathway. Gene Ontology annotation, molecular function: G-protein beta-subunit binding. The transcript has 4 exons. Bases 564 to 782 code for a protein of 72 amino acids. The record is from RefSeq and is a predicted model, not a curated record. Gene Ontology annotation, cellular component: heterotrimeric G-protein complex.